Molecule: messenger RNA, 2020 nt
Organism: Sceloporus undulatus (fence lizard)
Lineage: Eukaryota; Metazoa; Chordata; Lepidosauria; Squamata; Phrynosomatidae
Product: FXYD domain-containing ion transport regulator 6-like
Exons: 8
Coding region: 204-491 (95 amino acids)
Biological process (GO): regulation of sodium ion transmembrane transporter activity
Cellular component (GO): membrane
Molecular function (GO): sodium channel regulator activity
Source: RefSeq, a predicted model, not a curated record
CCCAGCCCUCGGCGCCACGCCCGCCCCAGACGCCCAGCCCUAGACAGCCAGACCCAGACCAGACCCAUCCGCCCAGCCCCCUCCGGCCACAAGGGAGGCGCGAGGGAGUGGGGAAGAGACGACGCCGGGGCCGCCACCACCGGAGCAGACGCCCAGGAGGGAGACCCCGUUUGGCCGCCUUCGCCGCCUCGCCGCCCGCAGCCAUGGAAAGGGGCCUGGUGGUCCUCUGCUCCCUUCUGGUCCCAGUGAUGUUGGCAGAAGUGGCUGACCAAGAGAAGGAGAAGGACCCCUUCAAAUAUGAUUACCAGACCCUCCGGAUCGGCGGCCUGGUCUUUGCUGUGGUCUUCUUCACUGUCGGGAUCCUCCUCAUUUUGAGCAGGCGGUGUAAGUGCAGCUUCAACCAAAAGCCAAGGGUUCCGGGAGAUGCAGAGGCACCAGGAGAAAAUCUGAUUGCCUCAAAUGCAACUGGAGCACAAAAAGCUGAGAACUGAGUGGAAGUCAUGAGAUCCAGAGACCAGACGAUGGACGCCUGGCAGACCCCCUCCCUGGACACUGACACCACCGCCGCCGUGAGAGGAGGAGAGCAAUGGCAACGCUGCUGUCCUGCUGGCUGGUGUAUCCCCCAAGAGCCUUGGUUCUCUCUUUCAGUGUGAAACCCCCCCCCCCAUUGCCAGGGCAGUCCAGUGUGUGAUGUUUGUGGUAACUGUAGCCUCCACUUAGGUGUUGUCGUGUGAGUCUGUCACUCUUUGCCUCCCUCCAUCUUUGUGCCGUUGUGACGUGGUGAUGGUGCACUGUCUUUGGAGGAGGGGGGAAGGAGGCAGCCCUGGGGUCAAGGCCCAACAUCCCUUUGAGGAGGAGCAGCUGGGGCUUUCUGUAGCCCCAGGGCUGCUGCCAAUAGGGCCCAGUGGGAAGAGGGGUACAGGAUUCUAGCCCUGGCUGUCUACCAUGCGCAAAUGUCUCUGGCUGGGCCCCCAUAUCCCAGAACACCCAUUCCCCACUGACCCUCUCCCUCAUUCAGAAAGGCCUUUGUGUGGGGUAGGGGUCCCUCUCCCCCCACCCACAGCACCACCCAGCCACAUUCUGUUCUUUCUCUGGGGUGGGGGCCAGAGAAGGGGAGGAGGGCUGUCUUGAGGGGAGGGAGGAGGCCUGCCUUGGGGGGCUGGAACUGAACCCUCUCCUUCAGGUUCAGGCUCCAGCCCCCUCCCCCUUAGCACAGCCUUCCGCCAGGCCAGGCAAGACCCUCACUCACAUUCACGUGGGCUUGACGUUGGGUGAACUUUGCAGACAAGACCCCCAUUGUGCAACUUGGCUGAGCCUCCACUUGCUCUGUGUCUGGCCAGCCUCUCUGCCCUGUGCAGAUCCCAUGUACACACACCCCAGCACCAUACCCCCCAGAUCCAGCCAUUGGCAAGAUCUUGAGCCCCCCCCCCCCAGUAUUUUUGAAGAGGGCUUUGCAAAACCUCCAUGAGCGGAGGCGCUCCUCCCUGAGGCUUGAUGGCUGCUCAGAGCCUGAGAGUGGUCCGAGGUCAGCCUGGCAGGGAAGGAAGCUCCUGGUCUGGCCACCCUUUGACCCUCAGUGCUGUUUUUCCCCAGUGGGCCCCUUCCCCACAGGCUGAGCUUUGGCCUUAGGAAGAGGGGCCACAAGUGCUGGGUUUGGAGGGAUCUCUUCCUCCAGCCUUCCUUCCUCCCAUCGGGUGGGUGCUCUGCCAGGCUCUGCCUUCUGUGGAAAGGGCUAGUGGUGCUUGCCACUCCAGCCACGCUUUGCCCGCCUGCCCCCCUCCAUGCCCCCCUUGUGUUGCUGCUGUUGUGUCUGUGGUGUCCCGUUGGUGAACAGCCAUUCCUCGCCUGCCCAGUGGGUUGGAGCCCAGCCAUGCAAGUGUCAUGACUCUGCCAACCAAGCCCACUGACCCACCCACCGACCCACUCUUCCGUGAUCAAGGACUCCUGCAGUUUCUUUCCUGUGUUGUGUCCCACAUCCCAAGAAGGGAAAAAGAUAAAAUGGAAUAAAACCUUGUUUCUA